GUGCCAGAGAACUCGCUGGAACUAUAUCGAAAAUAAACAAUUUCGUUGCGGAUCAUUCAACUAUAAAAAGGUUACACUCUUUCAUCGGAGACAGUCUCACACUAGCAUCGAGUCUUGCAAAAUGUGCUCAAAGUUUUCAGCGUUGGCUUUGCUCUGCGCCGCCUCCUGCGUCCUGGGGGCGGAAGUGAAGGACAAAAGACAAGUUGGAAGCGUCACGUUGCAAAAGGACGACCACCAAGUGGCGGAGACGCACGGCUUCGGCGCCCCGGCGGCCGUACAUGCGGGCAGCAAAUAUUUCCAAUACGCCCAUGUGCCCGCUAAAGACCAUUACGAGCACGGCCACAAGCGAGGCAACGAACACCACUUUAUCGAGCGUCAUGAGAAAGCCCAUCCGCAUGCCGGAGAGUUCAAAACUAAAGUGAGAUGGGGUGACAAGCACGGGGGGUACGGGGAGCACUAUUGGGACUACAACCAUGCUGGUCAUCAUGAUGGCGGUGGCGAGGAGAGCCAGCAGAAGGAGGAAUAUGUGGCGUACGACGAGAGCCAGCAGAGUCCGACCUAUGUGGCUGGAGGGAGAGGCAAAAGGCAGCCGAAUGUGGACGGAGAUGUGGAGUUUAUUAAUGAAAAUGCCAGGGCUUUGGUUCUGAGUGGAGUAACAGGCAAACACGGCGGGAAUUACAAGAGGGAAAGGGAUUACGAGCGGGGCAAGCGAGAAGGGAAGAAGUUAGACGGCAGGGACUUGGUCUACGACCAGAAGAUGGGCCUGAUUGUUGACCAGAAAACUGGGAUUGCGUACGAGUUGAAGCCGGUUGUUGAAUAUUAAGUGUCUUUAUAGUUUUUGUACGUUUGUUGACUAGUUUUUAAUAAAUACUUU
This is a messenger RNA of Tribolium castaneum (red flour beetle), 874 nucleotides long. RefSeq lists its product as uncharacterized. Lineage: Eukaryota; Metazoa; Arthropoda; Insecta; Coleoptera; Tenebrionidae. The coding region runs from base 122 to 823 and encodes 233 amino acids. The record is from RefSeq and is a predicted model, not a curated record. The transcript is spliced from 4 exons.